Monomorium pharaonis (pharaoh ant) is the source of this 1199-nucleotide messenger RNA. RefSeq names its product U7 snRNA-associated Sm-like protein LSm11 (gene Lsm11). Gene Ontology annotation, biological process: mRNA 3'-end processing by stem-loop binding and cleavage. Gene Ontology annotation, molecular function: U7 snRNA binding. Lineage: Eukaryota; Metazoa; Arthropoda; Insecta; Hymenoptera; Formicidae. The record is from RefSeq and is a predicted model, not a curated record. The transcript has 5 exons. Gene Ontology annotation, cellular component: U7 snRNP. The coding region runs from base 125 to 754 and encodes 209 amino acids.
AAACGCACGUGGCGUUGGUCACGUCGCCGUAUCGACGUCAUACUAUUCAUAAUAAUAGUAUGAAUUAGUGCAUGUUAAGUGCAAGAGGUGCAUGUGAAUGGAAUAUACUUGUUGAACAUCGUCAAUGGCGGCUGAAGACAACGGAGAUACAUCGGACGAGAGCUUGGACGCGGAGAGCGAGAGAUUCGAUCCGUUGAAAGCGUUGUAUUCGUCCAAAGUGCAAUUGGCGGCCUCUGUGCCGAUCUAUGAUAACGUUUCGAAAUUCGAGUCAUUCCUCAAAGGCAUCGACACAUCGAAAAUUGAUAAAUCGGCCGUGCCGGGAUCCUCAAGGCAGAGAUUUGUAUCGUAUCAAGAACCAGUGUCUAGAAGACUUGGAGGAAAGAAUGUACUCUCGAAAAUGCAAAUGACCCUCGGGCCAUUAGGAAUGCUUCACGGAUGUAUGGAGAAUAAAAUCCGGAUUAGGGUCUACACCAGGAACGCGCACGGCAUAAGGGGACACGUGGAGGCAUACGUGGCCGCCUUCGACAAGUACUGGAACCUCGCGCUCGAGGACUGUUUCGAGGUCUGGUCCCGCAAAGUCAAGAGGAAAGCGCCCGCUCUCGGUGCUGAUGCAGUCAAGGUAGAGCCAACAGAAAACGACAUCCCUAGGGUGGUAAUGAAGAAGAUCAAGGGAAAGAUGGAGACCUUGGAGAGACACGUGCCGCAAAUGUUACUGAGGGGAGAACAAGUCGCCAUAAUCGUCAAAAUCAAUUGAUUAUGCGCUAUCGCCUUAAGGGCUGUCCGCAAACAUAAUACUACUUACGUAGCUAAUUUUAUACAAUGUUAUUUGUUAUUUAUUUCUUUCUGUAUAACGAUGAUAUUUUAUAUAUUGUACGAUAAAUAUCCUGUAAUAUCUGUUUUUUAUAAUGUCCAUAUUCGUAUAAAAGUCUUCCAGAUUGAACUUGGAUUUUCUCGAAGUAUCUCUCGAAUAUAUUAAUACAAAGUAUCUCGGAAUAUAUUAAUCGAAUAAUGAAAUUCAGUGUCACACUUCCGUUUAAUACCCACGCUCAAAAAUAUCUACCUACUUUUACGAUUGUACAAUAUAACAUUGUGUCGUGGUCUACAUAACAGAAAUAAGCGCGCGUUUAUUUCUCACUCGCUUUCAAUAAUAUAUUUGUAUAAUAAAUAUUUUGAUCGAAAAGAUCCUGUGUUAAGUGACA